Messenger RNA from Carya illinoinensis, 2143 nucleotides. RefSeq names its product GDSL esterase/lipase 1-like. Bases 82 to 1227 code for a protein of 381 amino acids. The record is from RefSeq and is a predicted model, not a curated record. The transcript has 6 exons. Lineage: Eukaryota; Viridiplantae; Streptophyta; Magnoliopsida; Fagales; Juglandaceae. Gene Ontology annotation, molecular function: hydrolase activity, acting on ester bonds.
GCGCAAAGCAGCCUAUAAAUAAAUCAAAAUUGGCGACUAUUUAAAGAAGUUAACAAACAGAAGGUACUGAACAAGAUAUUAAUGAACAAGAUGAUGAUGAUGAGCUCAAGGAUUCAUAUCUGUUUCUUGGCCGUUUUCUUGUAUGCGAGCCUUACUAUUAUACCAACCUCAAGCCUUGGUCACAGUCACAUAUGCCUGUCCGAUGACCAUGUUGCCCUAUUCAUCUUCGGAGAUUCUUUUUUUGAUGCAGGAAACAAUAACUACAUCAACACCACGUUCCGGGCAAAUUAUUAUCCCUAUGGGGAAACCUUCUUUAACUACCCAACUGGGAGAUUUUCUGAUGGCCGUAUAAUUCCAGAUUUCAUUGCAUGUACUGUUGCAGCUGAGUUUGCAAAAUUACCGUUGAUUCCGGCCUAUCUACAUCCUGGUUAUAAGCGAUAUGCAGAUGGGGCAAACUUUGCAUCUGCCGGAGCUGGUGCUCUUGUCGAAACUCGUCAAGGAUCGGUGAUAGACCUGCACACACAACUCAGUAAUUUCAAGAGAAUGAAGACGCUAUUGAAGCAAGAAAUAGUUGAAGCAGAAGCCAAGACAUUGGUGUCGAGAGCUGUUUAUAUGACCAGCAUCGGAGGCAACGAUUACGCCAUUUAUACUGCAAACUCUAGCUUGUUUCAAUCCUACUCUCCAGAAGAGUAUGUAGAUAUGGUUAUUGGCAACUUGACAACUGUGAUCAAAGGAAUGCACAAGGAAGGAGGAAGAAAAUUUGCAUUUUUAUACUUGGGGCCAUUGGGUUGCAGACCAGCGGCUAGGGCAAUAAACGCUGGUGAAUGCGAUGAGGAAAUUACAGCACUGGUAAAACUGCACAACAAAGCACUUUUCCAAGUCCUCCAGAAGCUAGAGAGCCAGCUGAAAGGAUUCAAAUAUUCAAUUACAGAUAUAUACAGUAUAGGCUCUCAAAUAAUGAAUAACCCUUUAAAAUAUGGUUUCAAGGAAGGGAAGGCGGCAUGCUGUGGAUCUGGUCCUUACAGAGGACUUCGCACUUGUGGAGUCACUGGAGUGAAUGGAUCCGUCCAAGGGUAUGAAUUAUGUGAAAAUCCCAAUGAAUAUGUGACCUUUGACACUAGCCAUCCCACUGAAAGGACCAACUUGCUAUAUGCCAAGGCAAUGUGGAAUGGAAACCAAAGUGUCACAUGGCCUUACAAUAUAAAAGCACUUGUUGAACAGAGUUGAAAUGAAGAUUUUCUCAAACCAUUUGUUCAAUUUUCCAAGCUCACAUCGUUCACCAAAUAAACGAGUUUGCUAUUUCUUCUUUCUAGAUGUUAGUGUUUGGAAUAAUCUACAUAUGCUCAGAAGUCUCGAAGUUGAAUUGAAGUAAUAAGGUUGAAUUGUUCUUGCUCUAUUUCAUUUUCUUACUAUUAUCUGCAUUAUGGGGAAAUGCUUCAAGUUUUGUUGAUGUAAGAAGCAGUACUGAUUUCUAUUUAAGUUUUCACUUCCUAACCUACCACGAGUUUUGGUAGGCAUGUUGAGAAUAGACAAAUUUGACCUGUCAGUUCUUCGACUCAAAAGAGGUUCCUUAUGUGUAGAUAGUCCAUAGAUAGAUUGUAUAGUCUUACUUAAUACCUUGUUCUUGUCAAAUGUGUAUGAUGUUUCAACAUGAUUUUCCUUCGCCAUAAGUGACAAAUUUUCGUCAAAAAAAUUAUAUUUCUCUUGAAAAAAAUGUUUUCACUUCCUGAAAAAGUUACAGCAAGGGUUUGGAAUGGAUUUAAUAGAGAGAUCAGGGAAAGGACAUCAAAUAAGGAAGGAUCAUCAGACGAGGGGGUUUUUGGAUCAAUUCCUAAUUCUCUGCCAUUAGAAUCACCCCUGCAAAUUUUCCUCCUUUGUUUGAAAUUGCUUCACCCAUUUCUAAUUCCUAAUUCUCAGCCAGCAAUAUUCUAAGUUGACAGCAAGUUUGAGAAAAUGAAUGGCUCCAAGAAAGAUCAAAAGAUUUACAGAAGCAUCAUAUCAGGAACCACCAUCCAUGAAAAUGCCUCCCUAACGAGAGUUGUUGGAUACACGAUGGUAUCUCGUGUUUUACCUCAGAUUUUCCAUUCAAAAUGGUCCAUAGGAAACGCUCCAGCCGAAAUGCUCCAGUUCCAGCCGAAAUGGG